Iphiclides podalirius (scarce swallowtail) is the source of this 1191-nucleotide messenger RNA. Lineage: Eukaryota; Metazoa; Arthropoda; Insecta; Lepidoptera; Papilionidae. The record is from the annotation of a GenBank genome assembly.
AUGGCUGAUAAAGGCUUUGAAUUACCUACUGCGAUUCAAGCAAAAGCUAUUCCUGUGAUUCUUGGAGGUUAUAACACACUUGUCACUGCAGAAACGGGAUGUGGAAAAACAUUAGCCUAUUUGUUACCAAUUUUUCAACAUGUCCUGGAAUGGAAACCACAUUUGAAGGAAGAGUUUAACAGUCCUUUGGCUGUUGUUAUAACGCCUAGUAGAGAACUUGCUAUCCAAAUAGGUCAAGUUGCUCAGAGCAUAGCUCAAAACAUUAAUAUCAACGUAACAACACUGGUAGGUGGGAAAACAAAGCGGAAGAUGCUAGAUCCCCCUGUAGAAUACAGUGACAUUCUUGUCACCACUCUUGGUGCAUAUAGCAAACUUGUAACAACAGGCAUUUUCAAGAUACAUAAUGUGCAUCAUAUGGUAUUAGAUGAAGCAGACACAUUAUUGGAUGACAGUUUUAUAGGAAAACUUUCAAACUUAUUGAAGAAGUUUUCAAUUCAUUAUAAGGUUCAAAUCCAAACACCUCCAGUUGGUUGCCAGCUGACGCUUGUUAGUGCCACCAUGCCGCAUGAAAUGCCGGAAGCUGUCAGCUCUUUUGUUGACCCAGAGUCUGUGCGAACGGUUCAGACCUCCAACAUUCAUAUGAUGCUUCCACAUGUACCCCAAAAGUUUAUUCGUCUGGGCAAAGCGCAAAAACCGAUGGAACUGUUGAAGUUGGUGCUGGCGGACGUCAACCAGAAGCGACCGGUGAUGAUCUUCUCCAACAAAACACCAACCUGCGACUUCGUCUCGAUGUUCCUGAACGAGAACAACGUCGAGUGCAUCAACAUAAACGGCCAGAUGGCCGUCGACUUGAAGAUUGGGAAAUUCGAAUUGUUCAACAGCGGUUCGGUGAACGUCCUGUCCUGCACCGACAUUGCGUCCCGUGGAUUGGACACUAUAGGGGUGCGACACGUGAUCAACUACGACUUCCCGCUGUACACAGCCGACUACAUCCACCGCUGCGGCAGGACCGGCCGCAUGGGCUCGCCGCCCGGCUGCUCCGUCACCAGCAUGGUGGCGUGGCCGCGCGAGGUGCAACUGGUGCAGAAGAUGGAGACGGCCGUGAGGAUGGGCGCAGCCCUGCCCAGCGUCAACGCCAACAUCCGCCGCCAGAUCCAGGACAGGAUCACCAGGAUGACGGCCGCCGCCAUU